AAUAUCAACACCUACAUGACAUAAUAUAAUCCCUCCCUCCAUCAAUAUAUAUAAAUAUUAGUCCAUAUCGCUUUCUCUCAUAUACCAUUUUGAUUUCAUUACCUUACUUACCAUAUGAAUCAUGGACUAUCACUAUGACACUGCCUCCUCCUCAUCUCACUCCAACCACUACCUCCAACUUUCAGGGUCAACAUCCCUCACCUCACAACGCAGCCUCCUCUCAGUUCCUUCCCUCAACAACUCUCACAACAAUCACCAUCACCACCAUCUCAAUUCCCACCUCAUCAAAACCCUCAAAUCCCAUAACACAUCCUACAUAUCCUCUCUCACCCUCUUCGGCAAAUUCCUCCUCACCGGUUCAUCCGACAGAGAAAUCACAACCUGGAACAUAACCAUUCCCGAACAACAACAACAGAACUCAACAAACAAAGUAGUCGCAGGUAAAGGCGCUGUUAAAUCCUUAGUAAUUCAAUCGAACACAAACACAAACACAAACACAAACACCCUUUUUAGUGCUCAUCAAGACCACAAAAUCCGAGUUUGGAAACUAACCAACGACCAAAAAUACACCCAUUUAGCAACACUUCCAACACUCGGUGACCGUGCUUCCAAGAUCUUAAUCCCGAAAAACCAUGUCCAAAUUCGAAGACACAAAAAAUGCACGUGGGUUCAUCACGUAGACACUGUUUCUUCACUUGCUCUGUCUAAAGAUGGAAACUUGCUCUACUCUGUUUCAUGGGACAGAACAAUCAAAAUCUGGCGAACCAGAGACUUCACUUGCUUGGAAUCAAUAACAAACGCACACGAUGAUGCUAUAAACGCGGUUGUAGUUUCUUACGACGGUGUUGUCUACAGUGGAUCAGCUGAUAAGAGAAUUAAAGUGUGGAAGAAUCUUCAGGAUCAUAAGAAACAGAAACACUGUUUGGUUGAUACCUUGGAGAAACACAACUCUGGAAUCAAUGCUUUGGUUUUGAGCAGUGAUGAAUCUGUUCUGUAUUCUGGUGCUUGUGAUAGAUCAAUAUUGGUUUGGGAGAAAGCCGAUGAUGCUGAUGCUGAUGAUGGAAAAAUGGUGGUGGUGGGUGCGUUAAGGGGACACACAAACUCUAUACUAUGUUUAGCUGUUGUUUGGGAUUUGGUGUGUAGUGGUUCAGCAGACAAAACCAUAAGAAUUUGGAGAGGUGUUGGUAGAGAUUAUUGUUGUUUGUCUGUUUUACAAGGACAUCAAGGUUCAAUUAAGUGCUUAACUGCAGUAGUUGAAAACUGUGAUGAUAAUUCAGAAUCAGAAGAAGCAUCUUUUCUAGUUUAUAGUAGUAGUUUAGACUGUGACAUUAAGGUCUGGCAGAUUUUUCUUCCUGCUAUCUAAAAUCUAUAUUAAGUAAGUGAUUUUCAAAUAAGUGAUUUCAGGAUCAUGUUAGUAACUCCAUGAAUACUAUAUUGGUUAUGACUUAUGAAUGAUGAGCCGUCUAUGACUUUAUCAUCUAGUAAUCUUUAUGGUUGA
Messenger RNA from Lathyrus oleraceus (garden pea), 1498 nucleotides. Its product is annotated as protein JINGUBANG. Lineage: Eukaryota; Viridiplantae; Streptophyta; Magnoliopsida; Fabales; Fabaceae. The record is from RefSeq and is a predicted model, not a curated record. Gene Ontology annotation, molecular function: protein binding. The coding region runs from base 122 to 1363 and encodes 413 amino acids. The transcript has a single exon.